AUGCUUUGUGAGCUCUACGACAACUUCACGACUAGGAUAUCGCCAUUCUGCAAGGUAGUCAUUAUCAGUGUGAAGAGAGGUGUUCGGCAGGGCGAUACCAUAUCGCCCAAACAUUUCAGUGCCGCUCUCGAGAAUAUCAUGCGUCAUUUGGGAUGGGAAGACUCGGGAGUGAAGGAUGACGGCGGCUAUCUGCGUCACCUCGGCUUUGCAGACGACAUCAUGUUUAUAACACCGAACAUGGAGCAGGCGGAACGAAUCCUGACCGAGUUUGACAGUGCUUGUGGAAAUAUCAUCUUGAGACUGCAUUUAACGAAGAAGAUGUUCAUUAAAAACGGAUCGGUACCUGAUGCUCCCUUCACGUUAAAUGGAACGAAUAUCAUCGAAUGUGCUAGCUAUGUGUAUCUAGGUCGACAAGUUAACAGUUGA
Messenger RNA from Haemonchus placei, 426 nucleotides. The record is from the annotation of a GenBank genome assembly. Lineage: Eukaryota; Metazoa; Nematoda; Chromadorea; Rhabditida; Trichostrongylidae.